Messenger RNA from Peromyscus leucopus (white-footed mouse), 4552 nucleotides. RefSeq names its product regulatory factor X5 (gene Rfx5). The record is from RefSeq and is a predicted model, not a curated record. Lineage: Eukaryota; Metazoa; Chordata; Mammalia; Rodentia; Cricetidae. The transcript has 11 exons. Gene Ontology annotation, molecular function: DNA-binding transcription factor activity, RNA polymerase II-specific; RNA polymerase II cis-regulatory region sequence-specific DNA binding. Bases 543 to 2582 code for a protein of 679 amino acids. Gene Ontology annotation, biological process: regulation of transcription by RNA polymerase II.
GCGACAGGACUCGGGUGCCCGCAGGACCCGCUUUCCGCACUCCUCACCCGUGCGCACGUGCCCGGAUCUGGGACCCGGCUCCCCGCAGGGCUUCCACCCUGCGCCUCGCCUCGGCUCCCCCGGAGUUCGGAGACCAGCCCUCCCUCCCAUCCCCCGGAUCAGCACCGGGGGACCGGGUGGAGGGGCCCGCGGGGAGCGGGGACGCCGCGGGGUGGGAUGCCGUGGGAUGACGUAGGGUCCGCCGCGGCGAGGCGAGGGGGGCAGCGGGGGAAGCCGUGGCAGGACUCGGUAAUGAGAACUUGGGCCCAGUUUUUUCCAAACCUGCAAGGGCCGAGUGUGUUCGCAUCCCCUCCGACCUCCCCGGCAAAAUCCAUGGCGAGGAGUCUAUUAGAAUAUCGGAGAACUUUGUUUCCCAGAUUUGAGAGAUUUGAAAAGGUGGGACCUAGAGAAUGGAGAUGUCAGCGAUCUCUUUGGAUCUAGAAGGACCUGACAAAGUAACGGAAUAAUUCUAAUUUUAGAGAAGCUUUAGUCCUCAUGCCGGGAUGGCGGAAGAUAAACCUGAUGUCAAAAGCCCCAGGGUUGGGGCAAGGCCCCAAGGUGGUGCUGAAGCUGGGGAGCCUACCACCCUUCUUCAAAGGCUCCGAGGUACCAUUUCCAAGGCCGUGCAGAACAAAGUCGAGGGAAUUCUGCAAGAAGUACAGAAGUUCUCUGACAACGACAAGCUCUAUCUCUACCUUCAGCUCCCUUCAGGGCCCAGCAUUGGCGAUAAAAGCUCCGAGCCGAGCAUACUUAGCAAUGAGGAGUAUAUGUAUGCCUGUAGGUGGAUCCGCAACCACCUGGAAGAGCACAUGGAUACCUGUCUGCCAAAGCAAAGCGUCUAUGAUGCCUAUCGGAGCCAUCUGAGCCCACCUCUGACUAUAUCUACUAUAUCACUCUACUCCUACUUCCUCAGAAAGUACUGUGAGAGUCUUGCCUGUUGCCGCCCACUCAGCACAGCCAACUUUGGUAAAAUCAUCAGAGAGAUCUUCCCUGACAUCAAGGCCCGAAGACUUGGUGGUCGGGGCCAAUCCAAGUAUUGCUACAGUGGCAUCCGAAGGAAGACCUUGGUGUCUAUGCCACCAUUGCCUGGACUUGACCUAAAGGGUUCUGAGAGUCCAGAAAUGGGCCCAGAAGUAACCCAAGCACCUCGGGAUGAACUGGUAGAGGCAGCCUGUGCCCUGACUUGUGACUGGGCAGAGCAGAUCCUGAAACGGUCCUUCAGUUCCAUAGUUCAGGUCGCCCGCUACCUACUACAGCAGCAUCUCAUCUCUGCCCGAUCUGCACAUGCUCAUGUGCUUAAGGCUGGGGGGCUUGCUGAAGAGGAAGAGAGAGCCCCUCGGGAACGGUCAUCAUAUAAAUCCAAGAAUGGCGUAGAAAACCUGGAAGGUGGAGGCCCCAAGAAGCCGGAGAGACCAGCCCAGCCUCCUAAGGAGCUGGAAGCCCGAGCUGGAACUGACACCCCAGGACGUGGGGAACGGAAGAAGAGUGUAGUGGACAGCUCAGCUCCCGCAGCCAGUAAGCCACAAGUUAAUGCCCUCGUGGCCCGACUGCCCGUGCUCCUUCCCCGAGCACCACAGUCACUUAUUACACCCAUUCUGGCUCCCAAGCUUUCUUCAGGCACUCUGAAAGUAGCUACAUUGCCUCUGCCCACUAGGGUUGGGGGACCCCAGGCAGCUGUGCCCAUCAUUAACAUGAUCUUACCACCUGUUCCUACUUUAUCAGGGGCUGGGGCUAGAAUUGGGCCUGGGCUUGGGCCAGGGCCUGGGCUCGGGGCUGGGCCUGCACCUGGGCCUGGGCCUGGACCUGGGCCUGCGCCUGGGCCUGGCCCUGCACCUGGGCCUGGGCCUGGACCUGGGCCUGGGGCUGGGCCUGGGCCUGGGGCUGGCCGAGUUCCACCUAGGACACUUCUUCUGCCUCGAGGCACAGAGAACAGGGAGGUAGUGAUAAGUGGUGACCCACGACCCCAUGACAAGGGUAUCAAAAGGACAGCGGAAGUGCCUCUGAGUGAGGCCAGUGGGCAGGACCCACCGGUUAAAGAAGUGAAGCAAGAGGCAGAGGCCACAGUGAGGGAGGCAAAAAGGAAGCGGGGGCGCCCUCGAAAAAAGCCAGGCGGGAGUGGGGAGAGGAAUGCUACUCCGGAGAAGGCUGCAGCCGCAGCUGCUGUGAACUCUCCCCGAUCUCCGAGGUUACUCUGGGAGACAUGGAGCUCCAAAGGAGAAAACAACUUAGUUGGGAGACCAGAAAGACUAGGGCCAUUGGGUGACGCCAAGCAGGAGACAGUGCCUACUCGAGGUCAGGAAGAUGGUGCUGUUUCCAAAGGAGAAAGGAGCCUGAGUUCCCAGCGAGCCAAAGAAGCAGAAGAUAAAAUUCCUCCCAUCACCUCAAAAGUGAGUGUUAUCAAGGGCGGAAUUCCAAAGGAGGCCCUUUCGUUGGUAAAGGGAGAGGCUGACACCACAACACAGGGUAACAAAGGGUUAAAGGGUCGUGGACUUCAGAGUUCCCUAGCCCAGGAGCAUAAAGACCCCAAAGCAACACCCCCAUGAUAGAUAGCUCUGUGGGGAAGAAUGGCUAUGUUCAUUUGAGCUCACCCUGCCUGCCUGGUAGAGGCCUUCACUGCACCUGCUUCUCAUUCAGCUAGUCUUUCCCUAAAGGAGCCAUUGGCCUGCCUUGUACAGUGCCUGGCAGCUGCUUCAGACCUGUCCAGCUCAAUCCCUUGGCUUUAACACAACCAGUAAAUUAUAAUGACCUUCCCACCUAGAUCCCUGUGCUCUCCUGGGGAAAUAGAGAUAGGGUAAAUGUGAAUGUAGGUUAGGGCUACUCUGGCUUCCAAUCCUAGAAAACUUAGAACUCACUUAAGACAAAAGCUGUUAAUUGGCUUAUGAAAUUGGAAAGUCAAGUAGUACUGGCUCCAGGUGAGGCUUGAUCUGAUCGCUCAGUACGCGUCUCACGGCCUCACCUACUGUAAAACCAGCCUUAGUUUGGCCAUUCACAGCUGCCAGCGCUCCGAGGACUGUGUUUGCCCAGUAUAUUGAAGCAGAAAGAAAGGGUAUCACUGUGCCAGGAGUCCUAGCAAAAGCCCAAAGAUUUACCAUGAGGAAACCAGCCUGGGUCAGGUCUAUUCUUGACCAACAAGUGUGGCCAGGAAGAUGUGUAUGCUAAUGUGUUUAUUAUACAUCAUGGACCAGCUUUGGAAAAAGGGUGGAAUUGGCCUUCUCACACCAGACUCCCCAGAUGGAGACUUGGGGUGGAGGGUGGAGAGUGGCUGCUGGAAGUGUGUCUUAGCUUCCUAGGCUAGUGAGCCUAGGAAGGUGAGCUAGACGGCUGCCUUUUCCCUGAGCCUUGCAUUUCUCUCACUGUGGUGGUGACAUUAUCUCAUUGUAGUCUGGGAAGGACAGAGAAGGAAGCCAUUCUCUUGAGAGUCUCUUUCUUCUCAUGACAGCUUUCCCACUGUCUCACGGACGGCUCCUUCAGUGGUCUGACUCAGGGUCCCACUCCCUGCCACCAGUCCAGGAAAGCCAGCCCGAGGUCACUUCAGUCUGCAGCCACCAGGUGUCAGUCCUUGUCAGGACCGUGUGGGGUCAGGCUAGAUUAGCCCAGGAGGUGGUACCGAUUCUGUAAGUCAGGGAGCACCAGGGGACAGACAGAUCCAGACACUCCAGAUGUAUCCUUGGGGACAGCAGGAAACCAGCCCAUAUUAACUGAGGACUACUCUGUCCUCUCCACAGGAUAGCUUCUUGUCAGGGAAUCUUGGUUUUUUUCCCAAGAAAUACAGGUUUUCUUUCAGGGAGAUAACACCCAUUUGUCCAUUUAUUUCCACAAGAGCAGAUUUUUUUUAAUUAUAAUAAUAUUUGAUAUCUAUAGAGAAAUAUUUACUAUAAAUUAUGAAAUUCAAUGAGUACCUAUGACCCAUCAUUCAACUUAUACAUUAAAACAUUAAAAAUUCUAUUAGGUUAUGCCCCCCUUCCCUGCCUCUUCUUAGAGGUAACCACUGUCUUUAAUUUUAUGCUCAUUAAUUGCUUGUUUAUGUAUAUUGGCCAUGUGUGUAUAUAUUCUUUAAGAAUGUAUUAUUUUGUUUUGCUUGUAUUUCAGCUUUACAAAAAUGUUGUACUCUGUUAGUCCCUUGAGGUUUGCUCUUUUGCACUUACCAUUGUUUCUAAGAUUCAUCGAUGUUGUAAUAGCUGAUUCAUUCAUUUGCAUCUGUAUAAUACUGCAGCAAAUACAUACAACACAACCGACUUAGCCAUUCACCUACUGAGUAACAUUAGGCUGUUCCCAGGCUUUUGUUAUUAUACACAAUGCUGCUAUGAACAUUCUUGUAUAUGAGUGCCUUUGUUUUUAGUAAGAUUUCUAAAGAGGUUUCUAAGAUGGUCCUGGACGGUCCUUUUGGUCUGUGUACCCUCUGAGUUGGGGACUGUUGCCUCUUGUCUUACUUUAUGGAAGAGUUUACAUCAUAUUGAAAUGAACUGGUCUUGAAUGUUUGAUAAAACUCACCUAUAAAGCCAUCUGAGCCUUA